Molecule: messenger RNA, 750 nt
Organism: Caenorhabditis briggsae
Lineage: Eukaryota; Metazoa; Nematoda; Chromadorea; Rhabditida; Rhabditidae
Exons: 3
Coding region: 1-750 (249 amino acids)
Source: RefSeq, a predicted model, not a curated record
AUGAAGGGUAUCGAAAAGAAGACGAGACGAAUGAAAAGUGGGAAGAGUUUGCAAACGAAAGGCGAGGAGCAAAUAGAUGGAAGGAGCAAAGGGACAAGUGAUGAAGCUGAUCGGGUGCAAGGAACGAUGGAACUCGCAGAUUUGGAGUUGGAUCAAGGAACUCAUUUACUAACGCCAGUGUUAAUAAAUUCAAAAUUAAUAUAUUAUGAAGAAUUCACUGUGAAUGAUAUUGCAAUGAUGUUUAAGUCGCUGGCUGAAAAGAUUCUCAAGCUUCAAUCCCAAAACACAAUGUUGAAAAACCAAAACUGUAUUCUAAAUGCCAAUUUGUCGAAUCUUACGGAAAAAGUUGAUGGCUUGGAGGAGAAUCUCAAAUUGUUAUCAUCUCAACCUAAAGAAUCACCAAAACCUCCUACUACAUUAAUUAAAACUUUUGCUUCAGCUGUCGCCUCAACCAUCUCUGCUCCAGAAUCCCAAAUCACUUUCAUGCGAGCUGCCUCAUUGGCUAACUCUGAAGAUGCACGGAAAUCGAAUGUGAUCAUCAAAAAUAUCGACCUUUCGGAAGAAGCUAUUGAGAAAGCUGAAUUCGCCUCUAAAACUGCCAAGGACUGUGGUACUUCGACGCCAUCGGAGAUUCGUUGUCAUCUUUUGGUAACAAUUGUCCCUGAUCCCGACGGUUCGGAAGAGUUUCAUCAGGGAAACUCAUUACGUCACCCUAGAUCUCGUCUGACACCCGCCGAGGUGGAGGUGUGA